Messenger RNA from Panicum virgatum (switchgrass), 564 nucleotides. RefSeq lists its product as uncharacterized. The record is from RefSeq and is a predicted model, not a curated record. The coding region runs from base 1 to 564 and encodes 187 amino acids. The transcript has a single exon. Gene Ontology annotation, molecular function: nucleic acid binding. NCBI's taxonomy places the organism in Eukaryota, Viridiplantae, Streptophyta, Magnoliopsida, Poales, Poaceae.
AUGUGGAGAUCAUGGAAGUUGAAGCUACCAGAUGCUCUAUGGGCAUACCGCACAGCAUACAAGACACCCAUUGGCAAGUCACCCUACGAGAUCGUCUACGGGAAAACUUGUCAUCUACCCGUGGAACUGGAACACAGAGUGCAUUGGGGUAUCCGAAGAUGGAACAUGGAUUUAAAACAAGCCGGAGAGCACCGAAAGCACCAGAUCUCGGAACUAGAGGAAUGGAGGGACAAGGAUUAUCACAGUGCCUCAAUCUACAAGGAGAGAACCAAGAGAUGGCAUGAUAAGCGGUUGAAACCUAAGGUCUUCAACCCAGGAGACAAGGUGCUGCUGUUCAUCUCUAGAGUCAAAUUGUUUGGUCACGGGAAGUUACGCAGCAAGUGGCUGGGACCAUAUCGCGUCAUCGACACAUCACCUCAUGGAGCUAUCACGAUACAACAUGACGAUGGGAACGCCUUUAAGGUAAAUGGUCAACGCCUCAAGCUUUUCUUAGACCAUAACAAAGCUCUUGAUGAAGAAAUAGACGUGAUUGACUUAGUCGAUCAUGAUCAUAUAUCUAAUUAA